This is a messenger RNA of Vespa mandarinia (Asian giant hornet), 2727 nucleotides long. RefSeq lists its product as uncharacterized. Lineage: Eukaryota; Metazoa; Arthropoda; Insecta; Hymenoptera; Vespidae. The record is from RefSeq and is a predicted model, not a curated record. Gene Ontology annotation, cellular component: extracellular region. Gene Ontology annotation, molecular function: chitin binding.
UGCAAAAGCAAAAGUCGGACUUCGUAGUAGUGUAACUCGUAUGAUCCGUUCCGCUCUACUCUCGAGAGCGUGGAACCAAACGUGGUAUCGGCGUCCGCGCGUUACUCGAAAACCGUCAGUUUCCGCGUGGACUCCGUUACGCGGAAUGAGUUCCUGGAGGAUUUGUACAUUGCGCCUGGCGCGAUUACUACUGAUACUUUGCUGUUUAUUAGAAUUAUCGAUGAAAGCUCGCAGUGCAAAAGAAUCUAACGUAACACAAUCCAGCUUGAUGAACGAGGAUACCGAGAAAGAUGAAGAUGAUGGGGAAAGUGAUAUUACGUUUGCUGAAUUUAAAGAAAGAUAUAGAAGACUUAUACCUUAUAUGGCAUUUUACGCUGCUAAUAAUAAUUUAAACGUCGUAUCGUCUACAAUAAAUGGAAAGAAUUUUGUCAAGGUACCGUCGAACGACGAAGUUACGUUAUUGAGAAGAUCGCAACAAUAUCGACCAACGUUCUCUCGAAUAAACGUCGAAGGUACGAGAAAUGUUUUGAACAAUUAUAGAAUUAAUAACGUUCAAAAUCAAUUGAGAAAAUUUAUUCCUUCUGUUCAAUACGAUCCAAAUGAUAACAACGGUGAUACGGAUUAUUUCAUACCGAUAAGAUACAAUUCCAAAGCAAAUAACGUUGAUUAUUAUUCAACUACCCCGUAUAAUUUGUACAAUCAAGAAGAAAAACAAUUGCACGAAGAAAUAACAAAUCCUAAUGUGGAUAAUAUACAAAAGGAUAAUCGUCAAUAUGGUAGACCUAUUCGACCCUAUAUUUCAACAGGGAAUAUAAGGGAAUAUGUUAAUAGGAAUCAAGGAUUGAAACCUAUACAAACGAAUUUCCCUCAAGAUUACGUCUAUGAUCACAUAAGUGGUACAACGUCAAAAGGAAAGACCAUAGUUGAUAUUAAUUAUCCAAGUGAAGACAUAGAAUCCCUUCGUUAUAUUCCCCAGCCGAUAAGUUCUAAAGGUACGCAACAAACGAUUAACAUUCUUGAUACUAUUCCUCCUCCUUCUCCUCCUCCACCUCCUCCUCCUUCUUCUCCUCUUCUACCUCCACUUCUUCCUCCUCCUCCUCCUCCUCCUCCUCUUCCUCCUUCCACUCCUACUUCUAAUCCUAUUCCUAAUGGAAGACAACCAGUCAAUGUUAUUCCGCAAAGGAAUUUAAAUUUUAUUAAUAUAAAUCCAAUAAUAGAGAGUUUUCAGUUAACCGAACGUCUACCCGAGACACUGGAUAAAAAUAAUUUGGAUAAUAGUAUAAAAACUCUCAUUGAGAUAUUAAAUAUUCUUCAUAACGCGAAAAAAGAAGAAUUCCCACAAUUACCUCAAUCAUCAUUGUUAUCCGAUUUACCAUCCGUAAUUGAUAGGCCGAUUCAAAGAAGACCUUAUUCUAAUUAUUAUCCAAAAUUACGUCCAAAUACAAGACCAAAAGUUAUUACGGAAUCUAGAUUUCCAACUGUGCCAACGUCUUUGUUAAUAACGGAUGAUCCGGAUCGUUUAAAAUCGACAUCUUCUUACGUUAAUGAAGUCAAAGCUAAAGUUAUUGUUAAACCUGUUGUUUAUACGAUUGACGAUUUUAAAUCGACUCCUUCUUAUAAAGACAAUGAAUUUAGAUUGGUUACACCUAAAUUACCUGUACAAUCGAGUUAUAUGCUUACGGACGAAAACGAUGGUAAGAAAGUUGUAUAUUUUGAUAACCCUUAUGUGCCUCAAGAUAUUACUCAGCAAAACAAUAAAAACAAUAACAACAAGGACAAUAACAAUAAGAACAAAAAUCCAUUGGAAAUAUCGACUCAACAUUCUUAUGAAAUCACGGAGGAUCUUAGUGACGAUAUUAUAGAUCCGGAUCGUUUUAAAAUACCACAAAUAAUUACUGAGACAACGACGAAGACGUUGUUGUCUAUACCUGAAAAAAAUGUCGUCGAACAAAAUGAAAUUUCUACGAUGCGUCCUUCAACGGCAAAUCAUCAUCAUCCGUCAUUAAAAUACGGUGUAACACGUGGCAAACCAAAUGUCGAUUAUCCCGCAUACGCUGUUAUACCGGAUACAGAAUUUAGUUGUAAGAAGCAACGAUACAAAGGAUUUUUCGGUGAUCCAUCGACCGGUUGUCAGGUAUGGCAUUAUUGCGAUCUUAAUGGAGGCAAAUCAUCAUUCUUAUGUCCAAAUGGUACUAUCUUUAGUCAAGUUGCAUUAACAUGCGAUUGGUGGUUCAAUGUCAAAUGCGAAUCUACGACACAAUUGUACGUUUUAAACGAACGCCUAUACAAAUAUAUACUUCCGAUAAUGCCAAAAUUCCCGGAAGAUUUUACCGGUCCGGAGGUCGAUCGAUAUUUAGAGAUCAAAUUCAAGGAAAUGGAAGCUAAGCUAAAGGAGAAAAAAUUAAAGAAACAACAGGAACGAAAGGACAAAGCCAAGGGCAAGAUACAAACGAUCGACGAUAACAAUAACAAAACUCGUGAAUAAUAAUUUUUAAUUACAAAUAGAAAAUUAAAUAACAAUUAUUAUGAUCCCAUUUAACGUAUAUCAUACGUAUCUCGUUGCCAUUGCAAUUUGUUUGCAAAAAGGAGGAACAAAAAAAAAAAAAAAAAAAGGUAAAAGAAAAAUCGUGAUUCUCGAAAUUAUAUUUCGUGUAGUAAAAUAAGAUUAUUUAUAGUAAUAAAUAACAUCUGUACUUAGGCGAAAACAAUCAUAACUUUAAAAUAUAA